AUGACGAUUGCGCUGGCAACCAACAAGGUUUGGCGCGGAUUAGCCACUACAUUCGCACCACGUAGCAGCAGCGCCCCUGGACCCACCGGGGCUGCAAAGCCACCUCGCACCCGCUCCCGGCCUCCCGGGGGAGGGGCUUCCCGGCUGCCCCGCCGGCCUCCUCCGCCCGCUCGCGGCCGCCGCCAGGGGACGCGCUCCGACCUCCGGUACCGGCAGGCCUGGCGGCGGGGGGACCGCGCUCCGAGCGCGGACUUGAGACCGCGGCCCGGGGAGGUGGCCGGUGGGCCUGGCGGGAGUUAUGAAAAACCUCCUCCUGGGCUUAUCAAGGAAGAUGAGACUAAGCCAGAAGACUGUAUACCAGAUGUUCCAGGCAACGAACAUGCCAGGGAGUUUCUGGCUCACGCACCAACUAAAGGACUUUGGAUGCCCCUGGGGAAAGAAGUCAAAGUUAUGCAGUGUUGGCGUUGUAAACGGUAUGGUCACCGAACAGGCGACAAAGCAUGCCCUUUUUUUUAUCAAAGGCAACCAAAAGAACAGUUCAGAGUAGCACAUGAAGAUCCCAUGUAUGACAUCAUACGAGAGAAUAAAAGACAUGAAAAGGACAUAAGGUGAGGUGAUAACAAUACCCUCAUAUCAGGUUGGAAGCACCCAUUCUGGUAGUAGAUGAGUGGUUUGGCAAAUACGGUACUUUCAUUUCGUUGUGAACUAUGUGGAAGGCAGGAGUGAUCACUGGAAAGGCCAGUGUGUGGGGAAUGAGCAGGCCAGCCUUGUUCCGUCUGGGUUAGUGUAAAGCAGUGCCUUGGCCCAGCCUGCUCGCACCACUGGUAGUUGAUGUUGGCAACCAUAGUUUAGUUUAUCUUCUCCAGUGUCUUGAAGCAUCUGAACUAUUGUCAGAAAUUAUCCUUAGACAUGAACAAAGACAGGGUGAAGAAAUGGGAGUUUGUUUUUCUCCGACUGGUGACAC
Molecule: messenger RNA, 964 nt
Organism: Suricata suricatta (meerkat)
Lineage: Eukaryota; Metazoa; Chordata; Mammalia; Carnivora; Herpestidae
Gene: RP9
Product: RP9 pre-mRNA splicing factor
Exons: 6
Coding region: 1-612 (203 amino acids)
Biological process (GO): RNA splicing
Source: RefSeq, a predicted model, not a curated record